This is a messenger RNA of Raphanus sativus (radish), 2431 nucleotides long. Its product is annotated as putative WEB family protein At4g17210. Lineage: Eukaryota; Viridiplantae; Streptophyta; Magnoliopsida; Brassicales; Brassicaceae. The transcript is spliced from 2 exons. The coding region runs from base 564 to 2096 and encodes 510 amino acids. The record is from RefSeq and is a predicted model, not a curated record.
UUUUUACUUCUCAAUAUAAUAAUAACAAUUUAUAAGUAUUGCAAACUGUUGUUUGGAUAAUGCUAUUUUCAUUGUUUCAUCUAAUGAGUUAGUAACCAAACCAGAAGAUGAGGCAAAGAAGGGAAGAGUCCCAUUUUAUUUGAAAAUCUUUGUUUUAUUCAAAGAGAGAUAUUGAAUGAAUGACUUCCACUUAUACAACCUUUGUUUUGUGCAAUAUUUUGCAGUUAAGCUAUUUAAUUAGGCAACACAUUUUCACCCUUUUGCUGCCAGUCUUCCAAGUUUCAACUGUUCCACCCUUUUGUUGUCACUUGGAUAAUAUAUAAAUCAUUCAAAAAUUAUCAUAAUUGUUAUCUGUUGUUACCUAUAACUGAUCUUUAUCCCUAUGAUUAGUGAUAAAUACUUGAAGGUUUCUUAUUUUAGAAUUGAAGGAUUUGGUGUCUUAAAAUAGAAGAACGGCGCAAAACAUGGUGACCCUCUGGUCCACUAUUUGGAAGACAAAAGAUCCACAGGAUCAACAUCAAACCCUCUCUGUCUGCUUCAUUACCUAAAACAAGACAAAACAUAUGGCGAAGACCAGAGCGGAUGCUCCGGUGGGAGAGAUUGACACUCGUCCUCCCUUCCAAUCCGUUAGAGACGCCGUUAGUUUAUUCCGUCAAGUUAGCUUCUCUAAGCAACAACAACAACAACCGCGUCUCUCCUCCUCCUCCUCAUCUCAGGAUGCAACGGAGGUGUCUGAGAAAGAGACGCAGCUUCUGUUAGCAGAACAAGAAAUGAACAGAGUCCAGCUCUGUCUCGAUACCUCUGUCAAAGCCAAAGCAAAAGCUCUCUCUGAUCUCGACUCUGCUCAACGAAACGCCUCUGAUCUGAGGGCUAAACUAGAAGCCACAAAACAAUCCAAAAACUCUGCCAUCUUAACCAAACACAAAAUGAACCACCGGUUAGAGCAGCUUCAAUCUCAAAACCAAGAAACAGAGAUCGCCAGAGAGAGCUACAUUUUAGCCGCCGCAGAGCUACUCGUGGCGAGGCAAAAGAUGGCGGAGAUAGAACAAGAGUUCAGCAUUUCCGUGGAAGAGAAGCUAGCAGAGCUUCAAAGGGCAGAGGAAGCAGAGUGCGCAUCGACGGUUAACUCCCAAAAGAUCAGAGACAUGACACGUGAGAUAUCCGAGAUGCGUGACGCUGCUGAGAGGUUGAAGUCAGGUGCUGAUAGGAUGAAAGAGGAAGAGGAAAAGAUCAACGAGGAGAGAGUGGACAUGGGAGAAACUUACGGGGAUAUGAAACGAGAGGCAGAGCAGAGGCUGGAGGAUCUGAGACGAGGUUGUGACACUGAGCUGAGGAAAGAUAUAGAUGAGCUUAUAGAGAUAUCUGCGGCGAACGAGCUUUUAAAAGAGGAGAUCAAACUUGCUAGGGAGCUCAAAGAGGCCAAGAACGGGAUGGAUGAGGUUUUUCAUGAAGAAAGAUCAUACAAAAGCUUGGUGGGGUCUCUCACGGUGGAGUUGGAUGGUGUGCAGAGAGAGAACAGAGAUCUGAAGGAAAAGGAAAAAGAGAGAGAAGUAGAAUGGGUUGAAGCGAGUCGUAAGAUCGACCAAAUCAUGCGUGAAGCAGAGAGGAGAAGACAAGAAGCGGAAGAGGUGAGGAUGCACGUCGAUGAACUGAGGAGAGAAACAGAAGGAAGGCGUAGAGUGAUGUGUGAAGCAGUGAAGCAGCUGGAGAUAGUUGGAAGAGCCGUGGCGAAGGCGAAAACGGCGGAGAAGAGAGCUGUGGAAGAUAUGAGAGUGCUUACUGAUAAGAAGGAGAGUUUGACUCACGAUGAGCCUGAUAAGAAGAUUAGAAUAUCAUUGAAAGAGUACGAGGAGUUGAGAGGGAAGCAUGAAGAGUCAGAGAGAAUGGUUGAGUACAAGGCCAAAACGGUUGCUGCUCAGCUUGAAGAGAUCAACGAGAGCAGAGUAGAAGGGGAGGUGAUGUUGGAGGAGAAGAUGAAAGAGAUGGAAGAGGUAGAGUUGGCUAUUGAUGAUGCGUUGAGAAACGCAGAGAUUGCAGAGGAAGCACACUGCAUCGUUGAUGCUGAACUUAGAAAAUGGAAGCCGCAAGAGUUGUAGUAGAUGUUAUUGAUGUUUAGGUGAUUAGAGUACUAGAAUAUGUCCAUAUAUGUGUUUUGGGAUAAACUGAUAAUUACUUAGAGUUGUUCAUUAGUGCAUUAACACUGUAACAAGACUUGAAAGAUAGAUUUUCAAGGGCAUCUCUGUGUUUCUUCACGUUAGAAUGUGGAACUGGACAUUAUACCAUAAUGGAGAACCAAAUGCAUACAUGAUACAACCGUCAUUUCUCAGUUAAUUGUUUUUUUUUGUCAUCUGUUCAUUUCUCACUUUCAGAUUCCAUUUUGCAUAGUUUGAACGUAAACAUUUAGAAAAGGUUUAAAUGGGAUUUAAACCAU